Molecule: messenger RNA, 1933 nt
Organism: Myripristis murdjan (pinecone soldierfish)
Lineage: Eukaryota; Metazoa; Chordata; Actinopteri; Holocentriformes; Holocentridae
Gene: sdsl
Product: serine dehydratase-like
Exons: 9
Coding region: 89-1057 (322 amino acids)
Biological process (GO): L-serine catabolic process; L-threonine catabolic process
Molecular function (GO): threonine deaminase activity; pyridoxal phosphate binding; L-serine ammonia-lyase activity
Source: RefSeq, a predicted model, not a curated record
GCGAAACUUAACAUAAAAAUACAGUCCAUUCCGCAUUAACUUGGUGGUCAGAGGCGCGCCCAACAAGAUAUUUUAUGCAAAUUGAGCCAUGCCGGAGCAUUUCCACCUGAACACUCCGCUGCUGGAGAGCACCAGCAUGUCCAAACUGGUUGGCACCAGCGUCUACCUGAAGAUGGAGAGCUCCCAGCCCUCCGGCUCCUUCAAGAUCCGUGGCAUCGGACACCUCUGCCAGCAGGUUGCCAGACAGUCUAAAGGAGUUGUCUGCUCUUCAGGUGGUAAUGCAGGUAUGGCUGCAGCCUAUGUGGCCAGGAAAAUGGGUUUGCCAGCCACCAUAGUCAUUCCCUCCUCUUCUCCUCCGCUGGUGGUCCAGAGACUUCAGGAUCAAGGAGCCACUGUCAAGAUAGCAGGCAAGGUAUGGGACGAUGCCAACGCAGAGGCUCUCAGACUGACAGAGACUGAAGGACUAACCUAUGUUCCCCCAUUUGACCACCCCCUGCUGUGGGAGGGCCAUGCCAGUGUGAUAACGGAGGUUGCGGCCUGCCUGGGCCCGUCUGUGAAGCCUGGAGCGGUGCUGGUGUCUGUGGGGGGAGGAGGGCUCCUCUGCGGGGUCGUCCAGGGCCUGAAGCAGGUGGGCUGGGCCGACGUACCCAUUGUUGCCAUGGAGACCGUGGGGGCCGACUGUUUCAAUGCCGCGUUGAAGGCGGGGAAGGUGGUCACCUUGGAUGACAUCACCAGUGAAGCUAAGUGCCUUGGAGCAAAGACAGUGUGCAGGAAAGCGUUUGAAUACAGCCAGUCCAGCGAUGUGACCAUCAUAUCUGAACUGGUCACUGACCAGCAAGCUUUCCAUGCCGUCCAGACAUUCCUAGAUGAGGAGCGUGUGCUGGUGGAGAUGGCGUGUGGAGCAGCACUAGCAGCCAUCUACAGUGGAGUGAUACGCAGACUGCAGGACGAAGGUCGUCUGCCAGCUCCCUUGGGCCCCCUGCUGGUGAUCGUGUGUGGUGGCAGCAGCAUCAACAUGGAACAGCUCACCAACCUUAGACACAAACUGUACACUUAAACAAGUGCACACACGUGUAAAUUCUAUAUUCUAUUUUAUAAGCAAUGGCCUUAUGGCUGAUUAAUUCAGUAAUAUUCUAUAAUACAUUUUAUUUAAGUGUUAUUCUGUCUCUUACUGAUUACUUACUAUUACUGCCCAACUCCAGUACUUACUCGCCUGCUCAGCUGCUAUACUUAUAUAAUUUUCAGUGUGUGCUUAAUACGUAAAAUUUUGGCCACCUUACUGUCUCUUUCUGCUUUACACAUUCUGUCUGUCUUUUUAAGGCUAAGGUCUUCUUUGCUACAAUCUGCGAGAAAAAAUUAGUACAUUUUCCACUGACUUUUGAUAAGUAGUUGGCAGUCAAAUUGCAUCUGGGAGGAGCCUGAUGCAUAAUUUACACUGCAUGAAUAUCAAAAAAAUGAUUAAUAACUUACCUGCUUAGUAGGGUAGCAGCAUACCUCUUAUUUAUAUACGUACAGACAACUUUACUUACCAUUCAUUACAGUAUAUAUAUAUAUAUAUAUAUAUAUAUAUAUUAGUAUACAUUAGUAUAAGCUUAUUUCCUUGCCUAAAUUUGAUUUGUCACUUCAAUACCUGCCCCAAACUACUUUUUCCCAUGUACACAAAUCUCUCUCUUUACUGAUUUAUACAACUACUUCUCUGUCUAUAUGCUAUAUUUCCUUUGCUUAGCCACUUAGUAACCAUCUUACAUUCCUUCUAACUGUGUAAUGUGGAUUUGCUGGCUGAAAACAGCUUUUCAAGAGCUACCUCUGAUCCCUCUGUCCCCAGUGAAUCACAGUCACUUUUCUCUCUGGCAUCUGCCCUGUGAAUUUUAAGUUGCUGCAGACAAUGUAUAAAUGAAAAUGUGAAAAUGCAAUAAAAUUUCUGAGAAGACUG